AACUACAACCACAACAACCUGUUGGCCUUCAAACAAGUCAGCUUAUUUCAGUUUAAGUUUUAUAGUUAUUGUGUAGUAGUGGAGGUGAAUACUAGAAUAAAAUGAACUGUCAUUAACCUGAAGUGCGUUCGGUGCAUUUAAAUAUCAGUAAAUGGAUUAAAAAGGCAUGAAUAGCCGGAGGGCAUCCUUGGAACCAGCUCUGUCACAGCUAAAAGAAGAGGAGAAGGUGCAGAUCCUGAAUAUCGUCACCAAGGACGAGAUUGUGCGAGUACGUCAUGAGUUGUAUAUUAUGAGACUAAAGUCAGAGCUUGAGGCAGUAAGACGCCAAGGAGUUGGAGUGACUGUGAAUGGGCGGGCAUGUGCUAGGUGUCGCGCUGAGCUAGGCCGCAUCAUCAACCGUGGGGCCUGUUGUCGAUGGUGCAGACACAGGGUGUGCAAGAGCUGCCGAGAAUACGUCACUAACGACACGUCUGACUGGUUGUGCACUGUCUGCCAUAAACAGAUGGAGCUGACUGCAGCGUCAGGUGACUGGAUGAACCAGUUCGUGCGACGGCCGAGUAAGCGACGAGACAACCGCAUUGCAGCUGUUGAGACAGUGAAGCGGAGUCUUCAGCGCUCCUGGACCUUCUCAGAUGCUUCACCAUCGCCAUGGGCAGCUCUACGAAACUCGCCAGAGAUGCGAGCGUACAGUAGCAUGCCCCGGCACCAAGACUGUGAGUUUAUCACUCGCACAGCCUUCGCCAACAGACUGAACUUGACCAAGACACUAGACAACAACGAGCCGAUCGAACAAAUUAAACCUGAUGAAAAAGUUGUUGAAAAUACUAUAAAAAGCAAAGAUGAGGAAGAAAGCAACAAUUGCCCUUCCGAAGAUAUAGUGUCACAAGUUGAAUCAGUUGAAGAGAAAGCUUCUGAUUCUGCCUCUGAAGAAAACAUGGUCUCUGUUCCUGUGACAGAUUACGAGUCGAGCCAAGGAAGUCCCGUAGUGGACAAGAGGUCUCUGAGCGAGAGCACCUCCAUAGACCAGUCGUCAAUAGGGAGCCCAGUGAUGGAUAGUGAGAGCCCUCUGGUGACCAAACGUUCAGUAAACGAUGCUGUCAUCGAGCCUCUCACUGGUUCUGUUUUCCGCAAAGUGACACUGAAGAAACGCAGAGUAGACACUCGAAACCUUCCUCCAGGUGUGACGCCGCCGCGGAGUCGCAGGACGGUGGUGCAGCGGCAGAGGGAAGACCGGGACCCGCUGAUGAGAGACCGAGAGGACUACAAGCUCGUGUUCAUCUCCAGUUCCGACUCCAGCUCCAGGGAGGAACUCCAGAGUGACGACGGAUCCUCUACCUGUUCAGGGCUCGUGGCGGGCAGCGACUGCGAUUGGGAUUACUACGAGCCGUGUGGUGGCAGCAGUGGUGAGCCGUGUGUUGGCACCACUGGUGCCGCGGCGGUGGCGGGGCCGGGCCCGGUCAGUCUCAGUCUGCCGAGCGCCUGUGCCGUCGAUAAGUGUGUGCCGGUCCCCAUACCGGUCCCCAUUCCCGUGCCGUUCCCCGUACUCGUGCCUGUACCCUGGACUCCGGAUCUGACCAUCCGCAUACAGCAUCUUUGGUCCCUCCAGCAGCUCGUCACCGUUACUCUAAACGACGGGCAGAUGAAUCAGCGCCUCUCUGAGGAUCUCAGGUUGGCCGCGCUCAAACAUUUCCAGGAUCUCACCACCCGCGCUCAGGAGCCACCCCUAGGAGAGAAACACGCAGUGGAGGACACCCCCAAUGAUGUGAGCAUCGAUAAGUCUGUGAUUUGUGAAAAAAACGGUACCGAAGUGCACGAGUGUAAAGAAAACACAAUUAAAAGUGAAAGUGAUAACCAAGUCGUUUCAGAGGUGAGUGAACUAGAACUAGGUGAGUCAAUCGAAGAUAUCUCUCACGACGAGUUGGCGAUUACAACCGAUAAAACAACACCCACACUAAUUGAGGUGGCAGUUUCUGAUAAAACUGAAACUGAUGGUGUUGUUUUGAAAAAUUACAAGUCUCUUGGACUGCACGAACAAGACAAAUUAAUUGUUGUAGAACUAAAAGAAAAAGAAGAAUGCUUCAAAGAAUUCAUGGAAGUGGAGGACGACGAGUCGGUGUCUUCCACAUCUUCCGAUGAUUCCGAUCGAGGAGAUAAAUCGACCAAGAGGUUCUACAAGUUCAAUCAGGAAGAGGAGAGUGAAGCGGAGAGUAGCGAGGAUGAAGAUUCCUCGGGGGAGUUCAGCAUGGCCUCGUCACUGUCGUCCUCCCCGGGUUCGGGUAGGUUCAAGCGCGUGUAUGUUGUGAACGACUCGGACUCUGACCUCGGGGAGCUACCAGAGUACCAAGACGACUCUGCACAGGAGGACGGUGAGGUGACCUUGUUGCGGCACGUCAACAUGGACGGCGAGGUGCGGCUUUCGACAAUACUGCAAGAAGAAACGGCAAAAGCAGAUGAGGACAGUGCGUCCAUGGUGCUGCAGGACAGCCUAGAGUGUGGUGUUCUCGGCGAGCAAGAGUUGCCAGAGUCGGAACACGAGUCCGCCUUAUCGUUGCCGCUAUCUGAAGAGCUCGCGGCUGAUAACGUUGAUAUGAGCGCUGUUUUCUUAGACUCUCCUAAAUCAGUGCGAAUAGCGACACGGGACCACUAUUACGACGAGAAUACAAAAAUGGAAACCGGUGAGUUUUUAUCGCGGGAGAUCGCGUAUUGUGAUAAGGCGGCGAUUCGCACCGGUGCAGACUUCAUACUGAAAAAGGAGGGAGAGGGGAGUGACGAGGAGUGCGGCAAACUGUGCGAGACGCGCGGAAGCAACACGUCGGACGAAUUCUCCGGAACCGAGUCCAUGGAGUUGGAACAAGGUCAGGUCCGGGCCGCCGGCCCCGUUACCGCGAGUGGAGAAAGCUGGCGGGAAACGGGUCGGUACACGAGUCUGGUGAUGAUCACCCAGGAGCCAGUGGGGGUGGAAGCAGUGAGUGUGGUGACGAGCGACACGACCACGUUGAGUGUGCCGGAGGUGGAGGAGCGAUAUACGCUUACACUGGACACGACACAAACAUCAGGGACGUUCCCACAGGAUGACAGCGAAGUGCAUGUUGUCACAGGCAACGGAACCACGGCCGUCGUCAUUCUGGAAGAGGGAUUACCGGACGAUGACUCUUGGGUGGAGGAUCUGGACCGAGACGAGCUGGUUACCACUACGGAAGACUCCUCUGAGGACGAUACCUCCUACGUCGAUCGUGAGGAGGAGCUGCGCGGAUACAAUCCCAGAUCGGCUAUAGAUUUCACUCUGCACACCAUUGUCGAGGAGAGCUGCGAAGAAAGUGAAGUUGAAUUGGAAAGAAAUAGACCCACUGAAUUGGAGAAGUAUUUUUUCUACGGAGUCGGUGACGGACUCUCUGACUCUCGUGAGGUUGACACAAUGUCAGAAACGAGUUCGAUUCACAGCGAAGGCUUGGAGAGUUUGGGUGGAUACGAUGAUGGUGAAAACGAAGGUAAGGAUCCCGCAGAGUUGGCAUCUUCAAGGUUAGAAAAGUACUUUUUGUCGGGGCUUUUGGGUUGUAGUAGAAGAGAUUCAGAUGGAAGUGUAGGGAGUGAUAGUGAGGGUAAGCCAAGUCCCGAACAGCGGCGGAAGCGACUGGUGCGAGCACGAGGGACGGGCAGGCAACAUUCCAAUUCGCAAGAUAAUCUUAACGAAUCAGAACAGCAAGAUGAAGUUCAAGUAGAGUCCGAGGGGUCGAGCACCGAGACUGAUUCUCAUGAUGAUCUCAGUAACUCUUUCGAAAAGAAUGAUGGGCAAUUUGAUACGGUGAAGAGGACAAAAAAGAAGAAAAGGUCGGUUGUCUCGGCUCCUUCGUUGGAGCUCCUAGAGGCUGUUGAGGACCCCUCAGGCUCUGGAGGCAGAGAAGAAAUGGACUCUGACGAUGGUAACAAGACCCCCCAACCGGAAUUCCUACUGCCUGUGGAUCUUGGAAGCACUAGGAAUAAGCAGCAGAGUCGUGACAGUGGGUUUAUGGGAAGUUGUGACGAUUUGUUGAAAGAGAAUAAGGAUGUCCCUAGUAGUGAAGUGCCUGGAAUUCUAGAAGUAGAGAUUGAAAAAGUUCCUGAAGUUAAAAAAGUCGAAGAAACUGUGAUGCCCCAAGUAAAAAUUUCUCCCCCAACCGGUUUAAUUAGGAAAGAUAGCUUUAACAAUUGGAGCUCCGAUGAGGAGACUAAUUUAAUGAUGUCGAAAAUGAGACAGUUUUUCAAAACAAUGGUUGCCUCCCAACCAAAGGUUUCUAGCCCUACUGUGGGCGCAAGAAAUAAGCCUCCCCAGUUAGUGCAUUUCGAGUCUGAAUUAACGAGACUCAUGAAGACGGUUCCGGGUAUACGGGACGAGCAAGUGAAGGAAAUUGUGGAAUACUUAAGUAGUGAAGAUACCUGGAGUGAUUCUUAUGAUUCUUCGGAUUAUACAAGUUCUGAUUUAGAGGGAUGCAACAAGAAAACCGCACUGCAGGAAGAGAUUUCGGCCAGUUGCAGACAAAUUAUAAGUAAUUUUGAAGCAGUAGAAGACCCUAUCACCACAUCCGCAGAAGGACUCAAUAAGGAUACUGCUUUCGUAUAUCAACGGUUAGUAGCUUCCUUCAGCAAAUUGGACGCUCCCAGUUCUGAUUCCUCGGCCUCCCACAACUCACCCCCUCUGAUCGCCAAAGUGAUGCAGCACAUAGGCAGCCGCCUGGUGGCUCUCAUGCACGAGGUCUCCAGUGCGGAAGGAGGCAGUCCAAAGAGCGCCAGAUAUCACAGACGUCUACAGCCGAAAUUAUCGACAACGUCGACCACAGAAGAUGAGGAAGACUCGAUUGAAGAUUACAGCCCACUUCCAAGAUCAAAAUCUCAUGAUCCUUUGAUAGAAGAGAACAGACAAGAAGCGAGUGACAACGAAAGAUUCAGUUGGAGAGGAAGUUUUGAGUCGGCGUUGAUGGCCUCAGAUUCGAGGACUAGGUUAGCUUCCGGAGGGGAGGGUUCGGUCUCAGCAUCCGCUCUAGCAUUGGCAGCAAAGAGAAGAUCUGCUGGAGACCUCCUGUUCAAGACUUCAAGUAGGGAGCAGCUGGACAGAGUGAGGAGUUGUGGCAGCAUAGGGGGUAGUGUUGAAGAUAAGAUCUGGGGUCUCAGGCACCAGAAGAGGAGACGCAGUAGUGUCCCCGAUUCUGGAGGAUCAAACGACGGCGAUGACGAUUCCGAGGAGGACGCCGGGAGAUCCACAACACUUCCUAGGAGUCUGCAGAGCUCCUGCGCGGCUACUAAUUCGCUCCCUCGCUUGCCAACCACCCCUACCUCUACUCCAACACCCAGCAUAUACAAAGCCCAUAGUGUACACCAAGUGAGCGCUUCCAAAUCCGUGGUCUCUGCGCGCUACCGUCCUCCGGGAUACAGCAGCCGCAGCAGCGCCGUGGCGCCCCCCAGGCGAGAUGCCAGACGUCGUGCUGCUCAGACUCCCUCACCUUGUAAUCUCUCUUCGCCUCCUAGUGUCGUAUCAGACGAUGCGAGUGUGUGCUCAGAGUCAGUGAGCGUGCGUGCUGUAGAGGAGGAGGACAGACUCACCAACAGUCGAGCAGCAUCCUCGUCCUCCCUGGGGGCAAGAAGUGACUCCCUAGCCAGUGUGUAUUCUGGAGCAGGUGAAGGGAGGUAUGGCUCCGUGGCUGUCAGAGGGGAGGUGGAAUUUGGCCUCCAAUAUAACUACAAGCAAGGGGCUCUGGAGAUCUACGUCAAACAAUGCAGAGACCUUGCAGCUGUGGACACCAAACGGAACCGAUCAGACCCAUAUGUCAAAGUGUACCUGCUUCCUGAUAAAUCCAAGUCAGGCAAACGUAAAACACGGGUGAAGAAACACACCCUGAAUCCUGUUUUUGAAGAAACAUUAAAGUUCCACAUCACCCUGGAAGGACUGGAGAGUCGCACGCUGUGGCUGAGUGUGUGGCAUUCGGACAUGUUUGGCCGCAACGACUUCCUGGGUGAGGUGACCAUGGCUCUCGAGAACAAGGUGUUUGAUGACCCACUCCCCAAGUUUUACACGUUACAGGAACGGUCAGAACCCCUGGAAGAGCUGGUGGGCUCCAAGGGAGAGCUGAUCGUGGGCCUGAAGUUUGUACCACCAGAGGUCAGCCCUAGUAAGAAGGGUGGCAACAAGGGCUGCCUACAGGUGCUGGUCAAGGAAGCUAAGAACUUGGCUGCAGUCAAGAGCAAUGGCACCUCUGACCCCUUCUGCAAGAGCUACCUGUUGCCAGACAAGGGCCGUAGCAGCAAGCAGAAAACGCCAGUAUUGCGCAAGUGCUGCUCACCGGCGUGGCACCACACCUUCACGUAUGCAGGGGUCACCCUAGAUGAGUUGGCCUCACGCAGUCUGGAGCUGACCAUCUGGGACCAUGACCGACUGGCCAGCAACGAGUUCCUGGGCGGAGUCCGGCUCAACCUCGGCUCCGGCAAACACAACGGCAAGGCUGUGGACUGGAUGGACGCCAGCGGCAAGGAGACAACUCUCUGGCAGCGAAUGUUGGAGCGUCCUAACCUCUGGGUAGAGAGUUGUCUGCCACUCAGACCUUCACUGGAUGUCCGUAACAAUUCCUAAUAUUUCCGUAUAAGUUCAGCUUCAAUCAGAUUCUAAACAUAUCGCUGUAGUAUUAAUUAUUAAUUUAUCGAUCUGACUAUGUUAGAUGUAAAACUUAAGAAGUACAAUAGAAAUGUAAUAAAUUUCUACUUUGUUAUCAUAUUUGUAUGGUGUUGUAUGAUGUAAAUUAAUGUGAAUUUGUAAUUACGUUUUGUAAAGAAAUAAAAUGAGAAUAAUUUCCUUA
Molecule: messenger RNA, 6821 nt
Organism: Homalodisca vitripennis (glassy-winged sharpshooter)
Lineage: Eukaryota; Metazoa; Arthropoda; Insecta; Hemiptera; Cicadellidae
Exons: 14
Coding region: 167-6598 (2143 amino acids)
Biological process (GO): exocytosis; intracellular protein transport
Cellular component (GO): exocytic vesicle; plasma membrane
Molecular function (GO): neurexin family protein binding; small GTPase binding
Source: RefSeq, a predicted model, not a curated record